This is a messenger RNA of Synchytrium microbalum, 3090 nucleotides long. RefSeq lists its product as uncharacterized. Gene Ontology annotation, cellular component: chromatin; Sin3-type complex. Gene Ontology annotation, molecular function: transcription corepressor activity. Bases 1 to 3090 code for a protein of 1029 amino acids. The transcript is spliced from 8 exons. Gene Ontology annotation, biological process: negative regulation of transcription by RNA polymerase II. The record is from RefSeq and is a predicted model, not a curated record. NCBI's taxonomy places the organism in Eukaryota, Fungi, Chytridiomycota, Chytridiomycetes, Synchytriales, Synchytriaceae.
AUGCGUGGGUUUGCUGCUGCAGCACAUGAUACCAAACGCCCCAUUGCAGCCAAAAAACAGAAACGUCCCAAUUCAGGAAACAGUAAUGCAUCAGCUGCAUCAUCAGCUGCAGCAACGCCCAUGAUUCCUCCGCCACCUUUACCUGCUCCACCAGCUCAACAACAGCAAAGACUCCAGCAUCAGCAGCAACAACAUCAGCAACAUCAACAACAGCAGCGCGAACAGCUUCAACGUCAGAUACAACAGCAUCAAGACGAUCACAUGUAUCAACCUCAACAAUCAUCGUAUAAUAGACAAAGUAGUAAAAAGAGGAAUGCAGCUCCAGUCAGACAACCGCCACCGAGUCAUCCAAAUAACAAUAAUGUGCCACCACUGACUGGCGGGCCUGACGAAGAACUAGAGUUCUUUGAACGAGCCAAACGAUCCAUUGGAAACAAGUCUACGUAUAACGAGUUCUUAAAAGUCUUGAAUCUCUUCAGUCAAGAGCUUAUAGAUAUAAAGACUCUUGUGGAGAGAGUAGAACCGUUUUUAGGCUGGACCCCAGAUCUGUUUGAUUGGUUUAAGAAGUUUGUCAAGUAUGAAGAGGAUGAUGUCAUUCACAAUGUGGAAGGGCCUUCUCGAGGACUUGAUUUGGUGACUGCUCGUCGGACCGGUAGAAGUUAUCGACAGUUGCCUCCAGACACUCCUCGACCAGUAUGUUCAGGUCGUGAUGACUUGUGUCGUGAAGUCUUGAAUGAUGACUGGAUUUCAACACCAGUGUACAUGUCAGAAUCAGGUGAAUUCGGUCAUCACAAAAAGACAGUAUACGAAGAAGCCAUUUACAAUGUCGAAUCGGAAAGAUAUGAAUUCGAUAUUAAUAUCGAGGCCAAUCUACAUACUAUUGCCAUUUUGGAACCUAUUGCUGCCAAGAUUCAAAUAAUGACUCCAGAGGAAAAGGCCAAGUUUAAACUUGCUCCUGGUCUUGCUCCUGGAGAGUCGCAACGAAUCUAUCAACGUGUCAUCAAGAAGGUUUACGAAAAGGAACGUGGAUUGGAAGUCAUUGAAGCUCUUCAUGAGAAACCAGCUAUAGCUGUCCCAGUGGUACUGAAACGCUUGAAACAAAAAGAUGAAGAAUGGAAGCGUGCUCAGCGUGAAUGGAACAAGGUGUGGAGAGACAUCGACAUGAAGAACUUUUACAAGUCUCUCGACCAUCAAGGUGUCACCUUCAAAACCACUGACAAGAAGGCCAUCUCCAUUAAAUACCUUAUACACGAGAUUGAGACCAUUAAUCGUGAGCAGCGAUACAGGAAAUCCAAUCUCACCAUCCAAUACCAAUAUGAUUUCGCCUUUCGAUAUGGCCAAGUCUUUGAAGAUAUGCGCAGACUGAUGAUUUCACUCAUGAGAGCAUCGCACAUGUAUACAGAAUUGGAUCAAGAACGAGUGAGAAGCUUUUUAAGCUUAUUUAUACCCCAAUUCUUCCUCUUGGCUAAAGUCACUGAUUCUCAUGAUCGUGGACUUGGAUUUGAUGGAACUGGAGCAACAACAAAUGGACUAGAGAAUGGCCAUGAUAACAAUAUGGAUAUUGACGAGCCCGCACAGAAUGCUGUUAAGGACAAGAAGGGUAAAUCCAGUUUACGACGUAAUGUAUUGACUCGUCGAGCACCUCUUGCCAAGAAACAAAAGACUAGUAAUGUUAAGAAGGGUGGCGAUGAGGAGGUGGAAGUAGAAGAUGAUGGUGCGUCGUCUAAUGAUGCUCGUAGUGAAGCAGCUGGAGCAGAGUCCGAUGCAUCCGCCACCCAUUCAACACCUGGUAAUGUGGUGAUACCCAUGUUGUCACCGUCGUCACAAAAGGUUUCGUACGUACGGCCUAUCCAUCCUACACGACCUACGUACACCUUGUAUGCUAAUAAUGCGUUGUAUGGAUUCUUCCGUCUCUUUGAACUGGCAUAUGCGAGAAUAGCCAAAAUGAAGGAACUCUCUGAUGAAUUAGCUAAAAAUCCCUCACGAGUUGGUAAAAUCAAUCCAACGGCUAUUGAAUUAGGUCUUUAUACACGAGGUGGUGCGGAAGCCAUGCGAGCUUUCGCAGACAAGAAUCGGUAUGGAGAGUUGAUACGGAUAGCUCAUGAGCUUGUAGAAGGCAAGAUGGAUCAACCCGAGUUUGAAGAACGAGCGAGGAGCAUGUAUGGUACUUCUGCGUACCUCAUGUUUACUAUUGAUAAAGUUUUGCAUGCUGUUGUCAAGCAGAUACAACUUAUGGCAUCAGAUCCAAGGACUAUAGAUCUCGUCAGCUUAUAUUAUCGUGAUCAGGAGAACUCGACUACUAGUACGAAGCAGGAAGGAAUGUAUAAACUAGCUGCUUCUGGUAUUAUGCUUGAGGGGGAGAAUAUGUAUCGGCUUGAAUAUUUUGUAGCUGAAAAGGUCUUGACAAUCCAACUAGUGUCAAACGACGAAGCCAAAGAACACGAUGUGACAUCAUCAGAACAACGCUGGUCCUUGUACGUAGACCGAUACAUCCAAGCAUCACCAACAGACUCGGCGUAUAAACUCUACCUGGUAAAACGCCCCUUCCUCAAACGUCUACUCCCAUCACCAGCCAACAUCCCGGACGUCUCGAUAUCGUCACUAGGCUACAUAUCCAAAUCCAACCUCGAACUCAAGAUUUGUGUAAACACGUUUAAAAUAUGGUAUGCAGCACCGACCGAGGAUGUCUUUUAUCGGCCACGAGAGACGAGAUCUGCAACAUUAUCUGAAUCACAAAAGGAAUUAAUUGGACUGUUAUCUGGCGGUGUUGAGAAUGGGGAUGGUGCUGCUACACGGGCACAAGGGAUACGAUCCGGACGGUUUAACUCUUGGCUUGCGGCGAGACGAAAACGGAUUGAUGAGGAGGUGAAGGUUGUUGAGAGUAGUAGGGCUAAAGAGUUGGAGAGGGUUGCUGCUGCAGCAGCUGCUGCUGCCACUGCUCCUGUUGUUAGUAAUGUAGAGCAAGUGAAACAACAGCCGCAGCCGCAAGUUGUGGUUACUCCUGCUGCUGAAAAUGCUAAUGAGGGUAGUAGUAGUGUUGUUGCAUCGUCGUCAUCGGCAAUGGAUGUUGAUCCUAAGGAGGUGGUGUAG